This is a messenger RNA of Aspergillus versicolor CBS 583.65, 2268 nucleotides long. RefSeq lists its product as uncharacterized. Lineage: Eukaryota; Fungi; Ascomycota; Eurotiomycetes; Eurotiales; Aspergillaceae. Bases 181 to 1944 code for a protein of 587 amino acids. The transcript has a single exon. The record is from RefSeq and is a predicted model, not a curated record.
CAACAAUUCAUCAAGAAUUUAUCUUUGGAAUUCCUGGGAGAUUGAGGUUACAGAGGAUUUUAUGUGGGCAUUGCAAGCAUACAUGCAGUGGGUGAAGGGGACAAAUCGGCAAAAUGACACACUAGCCAGCAAUUCAUCUAUAUAUGGCUUGCCAUCCAACCCACACCAUUUACUCGCAUCAUGACUUUCUCCAUGGAGGACGCCGAUGCUGGUGCUGAAGAACGCCAAGCUGUGUACGAAAAAGGCUUUCGCACCUGGCAAAGCCUUUAUAUACGUGCUACGCAAAGAUCCGGCUUUACUCAGGGCUGCUUCAAAAUCCAGCCAGCACUUCGACACCAUCCUUAUUUUCCACACAACUUGGAUCUGGAAUUCACUUACAACUAUCUCUCUGCUCGUGGGAUAUCGAACUGGAAAGGAUCACACGAGCCCUGCGAUAUACCUCCGCUAGAAGGACAUCUUCAGAUUCCAGUCUCGAUUAGCUUUCCAACUCCUGUCAGUAUAUCUACAGAUCUAGACCAAAGCCAUCAGAAAUGGUUUAACACAGAGGAAAAUCACAUCUCUAUCCUAAUUUUUGCGUGGAGUUAUAUUCUUUCAGCACGUUGGGCUCAGCUCAUGCCCGACGCCAUACUCGAAUAUACCGACAGCAAAGCAUACAACAGUGAUGAAUCCCGAGAACGAGGCUCUGCUGUGGUGGAUAUAGGUGCUGUUGAUGAUAAUGCAGCAAGAUGGUGGUCUGCUAUUUUAGCUCCUGGAGAAGGCUGGGAAGCUUAUAUUACCCUGAACAACGUUAAAUUUCGAUCCCCUUGGUCAAUAUCUCUUCCAGCAAACCCGAAGUUCAGCCUCUCCUAUCACAAAAGCCAUUAUUUAUCAGAUACAGCCGUAUCAGUUGCGACUGCAUUUCGCUUCCUAUCCGAUUACUGCACUCUGCAUGACAUUAUAGACCAAAGCUAUGCUGCAUUAUCAGCGGCGUUAUUUCUUCCACUCUUGCAUGGCGGCAGAAGAGAUAUAGUCCUACCAGGCCCAAAAUUCAGCCACGCCCAGAGGUCUAACGUGGGGUUAAAGUGCAAAGACCUUGAUUGGGUGCAGGAAGACCAUAAUCUGGACAAACUUCUCACCUUGAGCUGCAACACUAGAGGAAUCCAUUCCCUACUGUCAAGUGUCUUUUAUGAGCCUGAAAUAGCUUGCAAUGCUGUAAGCCCAUGGCUGCAAUCCAUGUUUGCUGUUUUAAACUCUGUUGAAGAUAAUCGCAUUCUCACUCACAUUCUAAUGAGUCGAGUCCCGCAUCUCGCCUUUUUCUGGCUUGGAGGAGUAAUCCUGGGCAUUCAUAAGGAUGUCUUACGAGAUGGGCGGUUUGGACUAAUACCCACAGAGCCACAUGCCGCGGCGUGGUCUGGAACUAUACAAUCAUUUAUGCAGGAGCCUAUCUAUCCAGCAGCAAAUGAGUCUAUCCUGCGCUCCGACGAAUGUCGACUCCUCUAUCUUACCCAGGAGGAACAUCACACUCGCUGGCCUGUAUGUCCGUGGACGCCGUUUGGUAGCACAGCUCUUAAAGACACUGAGAUUGAUGUCCGUCUGCAUGCAAACUGUACCAUUCAUGGCCUUCAAUACGCAGGCUGGAAGUGGACUUGCCGAAAUAGUAGCGUGGUAUAUCAAAUGGCCAAGCCUGACUUUAUGCCAGCUUUCUCGCCAGUGGAGCCAAAUAUCACAAUCAACUACGAAGCUCUCGACCAUGGGGAGCAGUCAGCAUCGGAAAAUGCAACGCGAAGUAUCUUUAGCUGGCUGCGGGUUGAAGGAUUUCCACUAAACGAGAAAAAAAUACAUGAGUGGAUUAGUAUUGAUGAUUCUGAUGAUGAAUUAUCCAUAAACAAAGAUUCAGGAAGGAGUGACGAAGCUUCACGAACUAAUGUCGAAGAUUGGAUAGACCAGAAUGUUGAUAUUACUUAGAGUUAUUCUACAAGCCCUAAACCAUAUACAACGCCCGAGGUGAUUUAGGGUGUCGUGGCUGACUCUGAUUUUAUUAAAUUAUAUCUAGAUUUGGUAGUGGCUGCAAGAUUGGACUGGAACAGACCUCACAUAAAAACAGCAGCCCGCUGCAUUCAGAGACAAAACCAUCUGCUCUAGCAGAUCACUGGGAUACUUAAAUUAGGGUUAAAUUGGCCACUCCAACUCAGGAGGUAAACUGGGAAGCAUCAUGGAAGCAUUUGGAAACACUGGAGACUGUAGUUACCACAUAUUGAAAAAGGAAUGCAGGUACUGUUUUAUUCCCGU